CUCGUAAAAGUGAGGUUAGGUGAAUUGUUUUUGCGGAUGAGAACGUUGUUUGUGUGAAAAAUCCACCAUUCAGCCGCAUCAGGAUGCCGUUUAUGAAGGGAAGAGCCCCCAUUAGGAGGACAAUUGAGUACCUAACCUCAGGGAGAUUAAUGCUGAAGAAGAAUGUUCGGAUUUUCAGCAUAAAUUACAACACAUUCGGGGAGCACCAUAAAGGCGCCAGGGAUUAUGUCUUUUGGAACUUAUCUCAGCUCCAGUACAAAAAUCCCGAAGUUCAGGUUGUUACCUUCAAAAAUAUGACUCCUUCGCCCUUUAUCCGGUGCUACUUUGAAAAUGGCAAAGACAUUAUAAUAGACAUUGACAGUCAAUCCCGGGAAGAUAUUGAAGCUCACCUGAUGCGUGUGCUGGGAAAAUCCGAAGAAGUUCUCGAAGCAGAAGCAAAGGCAGCUGAGAAAAAGGAUAAUCCGGCAAAUUUUGGCUUUGGCUGCUCAAAGAGGUGCAUUUGCAACAUCCCCGGACAAGUUCCCUGCCCAGGGGUUGUACCCCUACCCCAUCAUAUGCGUGGGAAGUAUAAAUACCAACAAAAGGAUUGAGUUUCAUGGUGAGUUUAUUCUUUAGAAUUACAUUUUUUUUUGUAUAGGAAAUAAAGGCGCCUUAGCGCUUUGUAUGACGAUUGUA
This is a messenger RNA of Lutzomyia longipalpis, 675 nucleotides long. It is a transcript of the gene mRpS25, whose product is annotated as probable 28S ribosomal protein S25, mitochondrial. The coding region runs from base 84 to 590 and encodes 168 amino acids. The transcript is spliced from 3 exons. NCBI's taxonomy places the organism in Eukaryota, Metazoa, Arthropoda, Insecta, Diptera, Psychodidae. The record is from RefSeq and is a predicted model, not a curated record. Gene Ontology annotation, cellular component: mitochondrion. Gene Ontology annotation, molecular function: structural constituent of ribosome.